Drosophila willistoni is the source of this 1873-nucleotide messenger RNA. Its product is annotated as mitochondrial folate transporter/carrier. Gene Ontology annotation, molecular function: FAD transmembrane transporter activity; folic acid transmembrane transporter activity. Lineage: Eukaryota; Metazoa; Arthropoda; Insecta; Diptera; Drosophilidae. Gene Ontology annotation, biological process: nucleotide transport; folate import into mitochondrion. The record is from RefSeq and is a predicted model, not a curated record. The transcript is spliced from 5 exons. The coding region runs from base 642 to 1688 and encodes 348 amino acids. Gene Ontology annotation, cellular component: mitochondrion.
UUAAUUUUCAAUUGAAACCACACGUGCUGGCACGGACAAUUCUGUAGUAGUGAAAUAGAGAAAUUAAGAAAAUUUAUAGGCAAAGGUGCGCUUGUUGUUAAAAGAAAUGCAUUUGGCGUUUAAGUUACAUAAUCAGCGAAUGGCAAAAAUAAUUUGAAUUGACAUAUUGACGAAAAUCAAACAGAUUUCAUCAGCCAAAAGUGGGAGAGGAAUAGAGACAACCCCACAGCGCAUUAAAGAAAAGAAAUAAUAAGGCAAAAUAAAAAAAACUUGUCGACAAAUACAACAAUAAAUAAAUCAAAAUAAAAGAGAUAGAAAAUAUGAGCUGGCCAACAACAAAACAAAGGCAGAAAUUUGUGAAUAGCAGCAGCAGCAACAAAAACGGCAAAAAGUCUGCGCCUAGAAACAAGAUAAAUUUAGCAAACGAUUUUCUUUGAUUUUGCGUUAAUGUUUCUCGCACAAUUUAAAACCAAAGAGUGUAAAUAGAAGUAAAGAAAUUAGAACAAAGAGAGAAAUACGAAAUACAAUAAAAUUGUAGCUUGAAUUUCACGCACAACAAAAACAAGAAAACAGCAACAAAUCCAUCGAGUUAAGAUAACAAUAAUACAACAAAGAGCAACAAAGUGUUGGAAAAAAUAAAAAUGAGCAAAAUGAAUUCUACCACUGGACCCGGAGCCGUAGCUGCUGUAGUUGCAGGAAGUCCCAAGAAAUUCAAUGUCUUUGCCCAUCUUAAGUAUGAGCAUAUGGUGGCGGGUGUUUCCGGCGGAGUGGCCUCUACCCUAAUAUUGCAUCCACUGGAUUUGAUUAAAAUCCGUUUUGCUGUUAAUGAUGGACGCACAGCUGCAGUGCCGCAAUAUCGAGGCCUGGGCAGCGCCUUCACCACUAUCUUUCGUCAAGAGGGUUUCCGUGGUCUCUACAAAGGCGUCACGCCCAAUGUUUGGGGCUCGGGCUCCUCAUGGGGACUUUACUUCAUGUUCUAUAAUACCAUCAAGACGUUUAUUCAGGGUGGUAAUACGACCAUGCCCUUGGGUCCUACUAUGCAUAUGCUGGCUGCUGCUGAGUCUGGUGCCCUAACGUUGCUCCUAACUAAUCCCAUUUGGGUGGUGAAAACGCGUUUGUGCCUGCAGUGCGAUGCAACUUCGAGUGCUGAAUAUCGUGGCAUGAUCCAUGCCCUGGCCCAAAUCUACAAAGAGGAGGGUAUUCGGGGUCUAUACAGAGGCUUUGUUCCCGGCAUGUUGGGUGUCUCCCAUGGAGCCAUACAAUUCAUGACCUACGAGGAAUUGAAGAAUGCUUACAAUGAUUACCGCAAGCUGCCCAUCGAUACCAAGCUGGCUACUACAGAAUAUUUGGCCUUUGCCGCUAUAUCCAAAUUGAUAGCUGCCGCGGCCACUUAUCCGUAUCAGGUGGUACGCGCCCGUCUGCAGGAUCAUCAUCAUCGCUACAAUGGCACCUGGGACUGCAUCAAACAGACUUGGAGGUUUGAGGGCAUGCCCGGCUUCUAUAAGGGAUUGCAAGCCAGUCUUGUGCGUGUGGUCCCAGCCUGUAUGAUCACAUUUCUGGUUUACGAGAACGUAUCGCAUUUCAUGCUGGCGCGACGAAAGGACGCCUCUCAAAUUAAAAACCAAGCCACUCAAUCUGGUCUGGACAAAAAUCAGCAAUUAGAGCCACCAAAGCCGACUAAAAAUUAAGGAAAUUUCCGUGUUUAUAAAUAGUUAUUAAGAUUCGAUUCGAUAGUCAACUCCAAACAUAUGCAAAGUGUAUAUAUUUUCUACCUCUGAACACAUACCUUGUAAAAUUUUCGAUAAUGCUGAGCAUUGGUCAUGUUUUACACUAAAUGAUAAAUUAAUAUAAGGUUUUUAGUUCCUUGAUCAAA